Penicillium longicatenatum is the source of this 5127-nucleotide messenger RNA. RefSeq lists its product as uncharacterized. The record is from RefSeq and is a predicted model, not a curated record. Gene Ontology annotation, cellular component: nucleus; site of double-strand break. The transcript has a single exon. Bases 1 to 5127 code for a protein of 1708 amino acids. NCBI's taxonomy places the organism in Eukaryota, Fungi, Ascomycota, Eurotiomycetes, Eurotiales, Aspergillaceae.
AUGCCGUCUCCUGCGACCCCGCAGCGUCCCUCCAAGACUGGAGGGAGUGCGAAACCAACUACAAAGCCAGUAGAUAUCGGCCUACCGCUCGGGAUCCACGAUACGAACACGGUUCGCGCAAGAGUGCGGAACUGGCAACAACAAGGAGGCGGCGUGAUUACGAUCGACGAUGGAAUGUACGACGACGAAGACGACAAUGAGAACAAGACCAAAGCUGCGCCCAACUCAAAUAAGCCAAAGUCAGAUGCAGGGAAGGAAAAGCCCGCAAAGUCGAAACCGACCAAAGGCCCCGUGGCGCAGACGAGGAAACGAAGUCACAGCACCCCGCGCAAACGAGUUAUUAGCGAUGAACACUGGAGAAGGAAUCGAUCGAAUACUUCGGUGGGACAAACGCCCACUCGCAACCUGCCGCCUCCUAAGCGCAUCAGUGAAUACACCACAAAUGAAGGGGCGGGACCAGGAUCCCCACGGGCGAAGAAAGACAAUGUGAAAGAUCUAGCAGACAAAGGGAAAGACACCCCGCGAUCCGGAGCGAAAGCGCCUGUCAAGGAUUGGAAGUCGACCCCGCGCAAACGACCUGAGUCCGUGGUGGAGAGCGACUGGGAGACGGAGACGGAUCGGCCCAAGUCUGCCAUCCGGUCUGAUGGGUCAGGGAAGCACAAGAGACAGUCGUCACCACCUGAAGAAGCGGCGGAAUGGGCACGAAGCGAGGCCGACUUCUCAGAGUUAUCGAGGAGGCGCGCUCGAGGUCACCCGCAGAUUCCCAAAGGGGGCAUUUUUGCACAAAUGCUGGAUGAGUCCAGGAAAAUGUUCACUUUGCCCAAAGCGGAGCCUCCAAGGCCUCCUCCGCCAACAGCAAACCGGGGUGCAAAGAUCGAGGCUUGGUUAUCGGACCAACCAGAUCCUUUCAUAGACGAUGAUAGCAAGAGCGACAUGCCUGGUCCACUGGACAUCAAAUCGGCACGGGAGAGACGAUCCAAGAGAGUGGCUCAUACGGACACCGCGAGCAGCUUGACAUCUGACACGCUUGCAGAAAGCGAGUUUCGCCCUAAAAGCUCUCAUGGCCGACACGCCAGAGACAAAGAUCGCCCCUCCUCAAGCGAUAAGCCACACAAAUCCCAUGGCAUUGAGAUUGUGUCAGAGCCUAGACGAGCAAGUGCCGACAGGCCCCGCAAGUCGCCAAAAGUCAAAGUUGAGAAACGUCUGCGGGAGACGUUGUACGAGGACAGCCUUGCAACAUCCGAGUCUGAAUUCCAACCAGACUCGGAAAUCUCCGAGGUCUCAGGGAACAAUGCACCUGUACCGGUGGGCCCUAGCAAGCCAUUUCCGAGCACCGGAAACCACCGACUAUCGACGAUUGCCUCAAGUGAGACCUUGAGUACCCUCCCAGAAGGGUCAUCCUUGUCUGCCCCAUCGGUCCUAGAGAAGGCUACGACCAGCGCCACCCAACAGGGGGAGCACAAACCCGCAGCAGAAACAAAACCUGCAAAGGAACCAGAAGAAGUCGCCGAAGAGAAAGAUCAAUUCGAUCCUGAUUCCCUUCCUGUAGUUUCCUCACAGCUGAAGCGUCGGCUCACAAACCACAAUGAUCUCAUGUCUGUUCUUUCGGUCCCUGCCUCCAGAAGCAGAAGCAUCCGUUCCGCGCGAAGUAUCCGGACCAACAAGAGUCGAUUGGCCAGUGCGACCAUCCCAGACCUCCUGAGUGAGCUGUCCGCCGACGAAGCGAAAUAUAUGCGGGAGCUCAAGACCCUUGUCGGUGGUGUCAUCCCCGUGCUGCUGACUUGUGUUCUCUCACGAUCCGAUUCAGCCACCGCCGCUGGCUUGUUCCGUCCGUCGCUGGAUCCGAAGGAUGAUUUGAAUUUCUCCAAGCCUAUUGUGAAUAUGGGGGUCGCUAUAGAACGCUUAAAGACACUGCAUAAACGCAUCCCGCAAAAUGACGCAGAUGCCCUUCUCAACUGGGCCCAAGGUGCACAGAGAGUAUAUAAGGAGUACCUCAAAGCCUGGAGACUUGGGUUCAAAGAUGUCAUUGUCAACCUUGCCCCCUUGGAAGAAGGGGAAGCAAAUGAUAAUGCCGAGACAAAGAGUUUGGAUGAAGGUAUGGAGCGGGACGAAAAUGGCGAUAUAGUUGAUUCCGAAGGCGAUAAGGUUGAUGUUGCCUAUUUAUUGAAGCGGCCCCUGGUGCGACUGAAAUAUCUCGCCAAGAGUUUCAAGGGCAUCAAUACCCUGCACCCAUCACCCAAAGCCGAAGAGAUCGCCAGUGCCUACCAGGGUCUUGUACUUGAUGCCCGAAAACGAGCUCGAGAUGAGAGAGCAAGGUUGGAGGAUGAGUCUGCUGCGAGCAUCGACGCAACCCGCGCUAGAGAUCCCAUGACUUUAGGAGUUGCCCGAAAUGUUGUGGUUGACCAGACUCGGCGAGUUCGGGCUCGCGAUUUCUUCAACUUGUCGCUCUACCAUUCGAGUGGUCAGUUGGUGGACUGCCGAGCCGAAUUACUUUAUCGAGACAAUGUCUCCGGGCAUGGAUCUGGAGGCGACUUGAUGAUCUGUGAGAUUGAUCAUUCAGAUCGCUGGCUGCUCUUCCCGCCCAUGGACCUUAGAUGUGUUUCUGCCCGUAACGGCGAAACCGGGGAGAUUGUGAUCAUGCUACGUAGUGCCUCCGGGGAUGAGAAGUAUUGGCAAGAGUUGAUCUCUCUUCGUAUUGAUGACUACGAGAUCGGUAUGGAAUGGGUUUCGUUGCUGGGCUCCGAUCCUAUUCCCCCAUCGAUUUGCCGAAGCCAGAGCUUCAUCAGCCGAGCAAAGCAACACAAGGCGCGCAAGUCUUCUGUUUGCGAUUCUCCGCCUAGAGCAAAUCCCAGCGAUGUCGAUAUUCCAAUUGGCGAGAAACGGCGAUCUUUGACUCCCAAAGAGCAUUAUUCCGAACCGAGCACUGUCAGCUCUUCUGCAACCGAUGCAAGGAGUUCUCUGUAUUCUUCAGUUACUCGCGACACGGAUUACACUACGGGAGGCUCUGAAGUCUCGGCCAAACAACACCGCUCUGGGUUACAGUCUCUGCCUUCUCAGAGCAGCGCUGACAAGUCCCCCAGUGGACUGAAGAGAUCGAAGGCAAAGAGGCAGUCCCGCUAUGGUGAUAGUCCCGCCUCAGAGGUGCCUUCUCCCCAGACUAUUGUCGAGGAGCCAGCCGCAGCCGUCCCAGCAACCGAAGAGUCUACACCAAGUAAAAUCCGAUUCUAUGGAGAGGGUAGCGAGGUUAGUCAAGACACAGCUUCACCCAAGCCGAAGUCCAAGCCUGCUUCGAAGAUCCCUCAGCCUAAGACCCCACGUAAACAGGAGUCGCCAGAGCCUGAAUCUCCUCGCGUGUCGUCAGUUCCGUCGGCACGCCUCCCCCAGAUUCCUAAGCUUCGGAGCACUAGCAGCCAAACUCAUAUGUCUACACCGAGCAGCACUGACCUCGACGAGGAAGAGGACUACCCUCCCCUGGAAUCGCUGCCUACUCAGGAGAUUCCAGAGACUCCAACAAAAUCCCGGAGAAGAAAGUCUCGCCGCAGGUCAACACGCGACGAUGCACCUCCGCCCCCACCACCCCACCGAUCACCGAGCUCCUCUACUGGCAAGCUUUCAAACAGCCCCGUUCUCAGCCCAACAAGUGCUCGACUGAAGCGCAGGGGCUCUUCUCCUUUGAAGCACGAGUAUGAGCCCUCCACCGCUUCGGAUUCAUACACAGAGUCGGACUCGGAUGCAUCGACAGUGCGGCAUUACAGCUAUUCCUCGUCGGCAUACUCUCGUUCUGACUCGGAAGACUCCUAUUCUUCAGCUUCAGACUCGGACUACGAGGAGAGUGAGCUCAGUGAGCUCCCCAAGCCCAGACGCCUCGACUCAGGCACUUCCGAGGCAAGCUCCCUGUCUCCUUCCAAUUCUGCAUCGCAGAGUGGCUACCGGACUGUACCAUUGCAGCCUACCAAGUCCUCUAAGGCCAUCGCAUCCAUAUUUGCAUGGUCUGAUAAGGGAACCUGGGAAACUCUGCUUCCUGACGAAUGCAACAUUAUCGUCAGCCCUGGUCUCAUUGAGGCAACCAAGAUGCACACCGACUCUCGAUCAAAGCCUCUUAUUUCUAUGGAGCUGACCCCCCUCGUUCCCAUCCGCCGGGGCACAGCCAUCGACAUCAGCAUUCGCUCGCCCCCGACUCAACGUUCCAAGAUAACCUCCAGCAACAACAUCAUGUUCCGAUCUCGAAACCCAGAUGACUGUGACGCGCUCUACGCUCUUAUCAACCAAGCCCGCAUCAACAACCCAACCUAUAUUGCUCUUCAAAAUGCCCGCGGGCCCUUGAAUGAUACCCUACCAGCCUUCGAGCCCGCCACGAAAUCCGGUGGAAGCUGGUUCGGAUUCCCUCGCCGUAGGAAGAGCUACAGAGCCUCAAACAGCUCCCCCCGCUCCCUCGCCGAAGGCUCCGAAAGUAGUGUCGGAACAAUGAGCAGCGCCUUCUCGGCCUUGAAACGCUUCGGCGGUGGAAGCAAAAUGUUCAACAUCGCCCGCUCAACAGUCACCUCCCGCACCGGCCGGGAGGGAAGUCUAUACUCUGGCGACGGUGACUCAGGCGACGCGCCCUCCCCAUCAUCCGGCAUCGGCCGUAUAGCAGCCGCAAUCAAGGGCGCUGAUGGCAUCGGCCUCUCAAACGCUAAGAUCCGUAUCUAUUUACGCGAAUCAGCUUCUAAAUGGCGCGAUAUGGGCGCUGCUCGUCUUACCAUCAUGCCUGCUCCACCUAAGAACCCCUCGCGCCCUGGAACAGCUGUCAGCGGCCGUAGCGAAAAUAGUGCUUCGCACGUCGAUGGAGAAUCCCCGCCUAGUUCUGGCGCAGCAACUCCCCGCGCUGAUGCUGAGUCAAUGAAGCGCAUCGUUGUCCGCGGUAAGACACGUGGUGAAAUCUUGCUGGACGUUUGUCUUCCCGAAAGCUCGUUUGAGCGGAUUGCACGGACCGGAAUUGCGGUAUCGGUAUACGAGGAGACCAACGACGGUGUCAUCUCAAAGCAGGGCGGUGUCAACACGAGUUCUCAGAAAAUCUUCAUGAUUCAAAUGAAGAGUGAAGCUGAAGCUGCUUAUACUUUCGGUCUUGUGGGUAAAUUGCGGUAUUAG